Messenger RNA from Erythranthe guttata (spotted monkey flower), 2367 nucleotides. RefSeq names its product growth-regulating factor 1. Gene Ontology annotation, cellular component: nucleus. Gene Ontology annotation, molecular function: ATP binding. Gene Ontology annotation, biological process: developmental process; regulation of DNA-templated transcription; DNA-templated transcription. The record is from RefSeq and is a predicted model, not a curated record. NCBI's taxonomy places the organism in Eukaryota, Viridiplantae, Streptophyta, Magnoliopsida, Lamiales, Phrymaceae.
UCACUAAGGAGUUUUUAGUAAAUUACUCUUGCAAUAACAAGAUAAAGUUUUGGCUUAACCACAGCUUUUGUCCGAGAUGAGGAGAUUGUCUUCCUUUGGAACUACUUUGUCUUCUCUCUCUCUCUCACACACACACACAGACACACACAAACACACGCACUCACACACACACGCAAAUAUUAAGUAUUUUUCACUUAUCUUUUUUUUAUUUCAGCAGUAGUGAAUCUUGAUUGCUUCUCCUCAAAUACAUACAAAUAAAAAUCUUUAAAAAAAGAAAAGAAAAAAGGAACAAAUCUUGAAAUGAACUCAUGCUCAUGUGUGUGGGGAUAAUGCAGUAAACUUUUCUCCACCUUUUCUUUUAAUUAAAAAAAAAAAAUGGAUUUUGGGGUGGUGGUAAGCAGCAACAAGCAACCCUCUCCUACUACUGAACCCAGAGAUGAAAAUCGCCAUGGAUCUGCAAAUCUGAAGCACCAAAGAUCUGAGUUUGCCGACGACAGCUGGAGAUUACCCAAAAUGCCCAAGCCCGGCGACGAAGUUGAUUCCACUUCUGAAAGUUUCGCCGCUUUUGGGAGAUCUACUUUGUGGCCGUCGCCGGCGGAUGACGGCCAGAAGAUGCUUUCAUUCUCCUCCGCCGAGCCUCGCGGCGGCGACGGCGGCGGUGGUGGUGGUGGUGGUUCGAGCAGGAGUAUAGCUUUUUCUAUUUGCCAGGACGAGCAUCACAGCAGAACAGGAGGUGGGGGGCUAAACGGGGGCGUUCGGGGGCCGUUUGCUCGACUAAAGGGGCCGUUUACUCCGUCGCAAUGGAUGGAACUCGAACAUCAAGCUUUGAUCUAUAAGCACAUUGUGGCAAAUGUACCUGUUCCUUCUAACUUACUCGUUCCACUCAAGAGAUCCCUUUACGCUUACGGAUCUUACGCCUCUAAUCUUUUGGGGUGGGGACCAUUCCAUCUAGGUUACUCCGGCAGCAACGACCCGGAGCCGGGGCGGUGUAGGAGGACCGAUGGAAAGAAAUGGCGGUGCUCUAGGGAUUCCGUUCCGGAUCAGAAAUACUGCGAACGGCACAUCAAUAGGGGCCGCCAUCGUUCAAGAAAGCCUGUGGAAGGUCAAAAUAAUGGCCAUGCUAUCGUCUCCGGAUCAUCAUCUACUACUUCUCUUUCUCUCUCUAAACUUCCGUCCAUUCCUUCUUCUUCUCUCUCUUCGCCAUCACUCGUGCACCACCCGUUCAGUUCGAUGCAGCAGCCCAAUAGUGCUGCCGCCACCGACCAUCUUAUUACAAGAUCGCAAGGAUUUCAAGGCGGCCUCUCCUUGAUACCUUCUAGUACUACUGGUCCAAAGUCAAAAGAUGGCCCGCCAUUCUCUACUCAAAGUCAACAACAGCAACAACCACACAACGUGCCGCCGUUCGUGGGCCCGUCUCAAUCGGAGUUCGGAUUCGUCUCCUCGCACUCCCUUCUCAAUCCUUCCGAAGAAAGAAUAUUCUCCUACAUGAACACCACUACCAACAACACCGCCCCCACCACAACUACCGACUCUUUCUUGCCGUACGAUCCAAAUUUAGAAUCAAACAACAACAACCAACAUUCAUCAUCUGUCCACCACUUCAUGGACGAUUGGCCGAAGGCGGCCCACCAAUCGAACCGGGCCCCUGUUUCUUGGCCCGAAGAACUCAAAUCGGACUGGACCCAGCUCUCGAUGUCCAUCCCCAUGCCAGCUUCUUCACAAGAGAGAUCCACUGAGCCGGCCCACGGGCUCGACCAGAUCCAUAUGGGCCUUGAUCUCGGCGACAGGACCCAUAUGGGCCGUGAUCUUGGCCCGGUGAAUUGGGGGAAUGCGAUGGGCGGGCCCCUGGGAGAGGUGCUGACGAGUACAGGUGGCGCAGGAGCGGGGGAUACUUUCCCUUCGGGCAAGGCCGGGUGGAGGAAUAGUGGGACCCGCGAAAUAGGGUCUUCUCCGACGGGUGUUCUCCAGAAAUCAACGUUCGUUUCUCUCUCGAACAGUAGCUCUGGGAGUAGUCCUCCAUUGAGUGCGGAGAACAAGAAGGUGCACGAGAGUUCGAUUCUCUGCAAUGAUUUACUUGGUUCGGCAGUUGCGAGUUCUGCUGCUAUUCAAUCUCUAUGAAAACACGAAAGAAAAUCGGACGGAAAACGGCAGGAGAUAAUUGUUGCAGUGAUUUAAAGGUGGUGGGGCAGUGUUCAAGUGUGCUUGUUGAAUUGGUUUGUGUUUUGUUCUAAUUUGUUUUCGUUUCUUGAAAGUACUGAACCUAGUAUUGGUUUGUAACCUUAUUUACUCUGAACUUAGUUUGACAUUGUGAUUUCAAAUUCAGGGUUCUAUAUGCACUAUAAAAUUUCAAUAUUCACUUAGGGUAAA